AUGGAUCCUAUUCACAAAAAGGUCCUUGCAAGCAAGACUUCUGAAAUAAUGAAGAGGAUUUCAAAUCCAGUGAUUUUAUCUGCACAUCUUGAAACAAUAUUUACUACUGGAGACUUGGAGGAAAUCGAGUUGAAAACUUCACAACGUGGGGCUACCACUGGAACACAAACCAUGCUCAGUUUACUGGAAAAGAGAGGACCUAAGGCUUUUACCCUUUUUAUACAUGCCUUACUAGAUCCUGCCAUUAGCUGUGCUGAUUUGGCAGAUGAUUUGGAGCAAGAAGAAAGAAAACUACGAGGGGAAGCAGGUGAGUUCUUCAUCCUUUGGAAAAUUACUGCAGUAAUUGCUAAUGAGCAGCCUCACAAAGAUGCAAGGCUGCUAGGCUGCGAGGCGGCAGCCUAAUAGAGCUAUGCGUGAUUGUUCCUGGGACAGAAAAAAUCUUGAAUCGAUGUAACAUAGAGUAAUGUAAGGUAACCAUGACGUAAUGCAGAAGAGAGAAUGCAUUGUUUUCGAGAGAACACGUGAUACAGAUUAGAGAAUCCACGAGCUAUGUGCCUGUUUGUGAGUCCCGUCACUACUAGGGCUAUGUGUGUGAAAACCAUGUGAAAAGGGUGUGAAAAGUGUGUGAAAAAAAGGAACCAUGUGAAAUCAAUGUUGGGUUUUUAUGUUCAAGUGGUGUAGUCGUAAAGUGUACGUACACUUGAAAAACUGUACGCACACUUUAAAACAUAUACAUGUGAACAAUUUUUGUCAUAUGUGUGAACUUUUUCCCCAUGCAGUUUAUUACAUGUGAAAUCUUUUCACGCAUGUGAAACAAUUUUGUCAUGCAUGUGAAUUUCAAAUUUCACAUGCAUAAUAGAUGCUAUGUAUGUGAAAUUUUUCACAUGCAUGUGAACACUUUUAGGCAUGUCAGAGUGAGCAUGUGAAUUUUUUUCAGGGCUUGUUAAAUACAACCACUAUGAACCAUAUUUUUAUCAAAAUGCCAUGAAUUUCUAGCGAAUACCCCAUGAAAGUCAUUUCAUGACCCAUGAAAACUAAAAAAUUAAAUUUCAUGCCUUUAUUUCUGGCCAUGAAUUUUCUAUGAAAGGUGCUCCUUGGUCUCAUGGGCCAUUGAUAAUCCAAGAAACACACCACAUCUAGCAUUCUAUGGCUCAUGGCUGAUAAAUAUCAAACUAAGUUGACUAUGAGGGUCAUGAAUUUUUGAAGAAUAAGAAUUGAUAAGUUGUUAACCUAGAAAAUUCGCCAUACUAUAAUGAAUCAGACCUUUAAGGCAAGUGAUCACAACAAAUGUGCUGUUACAAAUCAUCAUCACAUCACCAAUAAAGGCGAACCCCAAUAUACCAAAGUGCCAAGCCCCAGAGAAGCCCUCUUGUAAAGCAGCAGACUGGAAUUAAUGUUCAAAGCUCUUUUCAUGAUCUAGCUUGCAACCAGAUCUCUCAGACAAUAACUGUAUUAAUUAUUAGUAAAUACACAAGCCGGCGACCAGAGUUCUGCCGGCUACUCAACUGUAUAUCACCGGCUACGCUGGUCAUAACAAUUUGCUCGUGACAAACAAUCUCGAUUGUGACAGCUGCCUGCUUUUCCAGAGUUGGCGCCUACUUCAAAACAUUUUGAAACCCCUGAAUGCACUGUACAUUCUUCAUUAGAUUUGGCUUGAUUAAAAUCUAUCGAGUUUCCAAUCCAAAUGUGCACCUUUACAAAUAUAAUUAUUGUCUUCAUUGUUUGCUAGAGUAUGCUACAUAAAUUUAUGUAUUUUAUCAACUGUCUCAUCUAAAUAUGUGGGUUGUGUAUCUUACCGCUUGGUUUCCACCCAGAAAGAUGUGUACCAAGAUUUUUGUUGAGUGGGGAGGGCUAAAUCCUGAGAAUUAAACCAUUCUUUCAACAGAUCUUCAUUGAGGACAAAGCGGACUUAAUUUUAUUACUCCAUCAAAAAACUAACUUUGCUAAUAUAUACGACAUAGGUAACUACACUUUAUGAAUGUUUUGUUUCUUACUGUAACGUUCCUCGUUGUAUAGUUGAAAGUCCACUUGAACAUGCGAACAGUUCCUUGCAUUGCUUUGCAUGUCGUUCGUUCAACGAAUGAUUCCUUGAAGCUAAUAACUGGCAUGCUCUUGAUUUGCUUAAGUUGUCUUUGGUUCAAUCAGCUUUCCGUACCUGAACUUGUCCAACAUGAACAACGUCCACAACACGUACAACUUUGAUUCAUGUAGUGAAGUCCAGCAUUUCCUUAAAUCCUCAACGGUUUCCCAACUUGAAAAAACAAUGUUAAGUUUUUUUCUUGCUUCUAACACUUCAAAUGCGCUGGAAUAUUCUAAUCAAUGCUGAAAAUAACCGCUUUUUCGACUCAAACGAGUGCACUUUCUCCAUCGCAAGAUUAGCCGCCAUGUUUGUUGUUUCCCAGGCUUCCCUGUGAUUUUAGCACAUGCGCGAUUUGAUUUACGAUGUCACGUGGGGCUUUUGAACCAAUAGAAGAUUGUAAAAUGAAGUUCAAAUUCACGCGGACUUCACAAGCAACACAGCUUUGCAAACAGAAUAGUUUCGUUACUUUCGGAUAAAUAGAAAGACUGUCUUUCAAUAAUGCGCAUGUGAUUUUCGAGAGAAAGUGAUCAAUUGCGAAAUUCUUCACAUAAAGCAUGUUUCCAAGUCAGCAACUCACCUGGAUUAUUGCACGAAGGUAUGUUCUUCUUGUUAUCGUGGUUCGUUAACAUAAGCUUACUUUGGUUUUCCAAUAACUUUACGAAGCUUAAACCUUCAAAGAUACAUCUUAAAUUUAAGAUGCAUGUACAGAUAUGCCAUUGAUUGAUUCCUUUUUGUUUACUGCAGAAAAAACUGUACUCUUUGUUGCAAAUCGUCAAUGGAAUACUCUAAAAAUUUUAUGUUCUGGCGCUAGUAGGCUGUGGCAGACUUGUCAAGACCAAUGUUAAAUAAAAUAGGAGAAGAAAUAGCAUAAGUUUCCGAUAUGCAUGCAAUGUCUACUACAAGUUGGAAGCAAUUAAGUUUCCAGUUAAUUUAUAAUGACUUCAGAGUUGCCUAUAAAAUUUGAGUAGGUUUGUUUAUUUGAGCUUCGAUUCAUAAUAUUCAUACGUCUGCAAUAAGGUAAAAAAUAAAAGGCACCUCUAUCUAGUCUGAUGUGUGGACUUUCAGUUCAGAAAGCUGUUCAGCGACUUGUAAAGAAGCAGUCAUUUAGCAUUAUUUUUUUUUCCAUAUACAUGCUAGUAUUAUUCAAAGAUGCUUAUUUACUUUGUCUUUUCACUGACAUUGAGUGCUAGAUUGCUUUUCUGUAACUUAGUAUAUACAUUUGUAUGCCUUAAUAAGUGGAAAUUGCAAAUUGGCCCACCAUGUCAUUUACUAUCAUAAUUAUUACAAUUUAUAAGAAAUAUUUCUAACCAAAAAUUAGUAUAUUAUUAGUUAUUUUAUUGAUGUAGAAAUUAAAGGUAUAAAAAGUGAGCAUGAUAUUAAAAAGUUUUGUUGUAAUUGUCUGUUGCGUAGUUGGUUUGUUUACACUCGCAGGGUAGUGAAAUUCCAUAGCCAUUGAUGAUCUCGGAUCACUGAGGAUUUACGUGUGAAAGCUCAUGUGAAACCCCAUGUGAAGUGUAUGUGAAAUAAUGUGUGAAUUACUGGAUGUUUUGCCAUUCAGUGAGGAUUAAUUACAUGUGAAAGCCUAUGUGAAACCCCAUGUGAAGUGUAUGAAAAUAUGUGUGAAUUUAAAUGAGGAUUGACACGUGAAAGCCUGUGUGAAACCCCAUGUGAAGUGUAUGUGAAAAUGUGUGUGAAAGGGUUGACAUCAUUUCACACCCUUUUCACAUAUAUUUCACUAUGCAAAAUUUCACAUGCAUGUGAAAAAUGUGUGUGAAAUGCAUGUGAAAAGUGUGUGAAAAACGUGUGAAAAACAUGUGAAAUGAGUGUGAAAAUAGGACAUUUUUCACACGUUUUUCACAUGGUGUUUCACAUACAUACUCCUAGUAGUGNAUUGACACGUGAAAGCCUGUGUGAAACCCCAUGUGAAGUGUAUGUGAAAAUGUGUGUGAAAGGGUUGACAUCAUUUCACACCCUUUUCACAUAUAUUUCACUAUGCAAAAUUUCACAUGCAUGUGAAAAAUGUGUGUGAAAUGCAUGUGAAAAGUGUGUGAAAAACGUGUGAAAAACAUGUGAAAUGAGUGUGAAAAUAGGACAUUUUUCACACGUUUUUCACAUGGUGUUUCACAUACAUACUCCUAGUAGUGCGUGUUCAUCCCGUCUUCAACCAAUCCUUGGGUGGAUCAUUUCCAUCCUAUGCAAUAUCUGUCGCAUUUGCCCCCUGGAAUUUUUUAUUGCAUGCUGCUAAGAAAAAUAAUAACGUCGCGAAAUUUUUUGUGUCUUUGAAGCAAACUAAUUCGUAAGGCUUCAUUGGGGCACCAUAAAUUUUUUUGCUUAAAAAAGAGACCAAAAUAAUUAAUAUAAGUCUGUGCGUUGAAUAUUCGCAGACAUUAAUAUGAUUUUUUGAGGAUUUUAAGUUUGCUUAUAAGUUCACUAAAUUUUACGUAAAAUGACUUGGACAAAAAUACAAACUUCAAAAUCUCGAAAAAUUUGCUAUGUAAAGUCGGGAUUUCAAAUUCUUUAUGCAGUAGAGCAGUUUCGUUUACUAUUUUCAAGGGACAACUUAAAGUAAAGGGCAUACAUACACCAAACCCAUGAUCCACCUUCCCCGUGCAUGUCAUGGGAGAACUGUUGUGUGGUUCCCAGCCAACAGCUCCCCCAUGUGUUGGCACUUGAAGGACUCCCCUCGGCAGGAAAGGGUCUUUUAUAAAUGGGUUUGCCUGUUUCACUGACCGUCGGCUAUGCCAUGCUGAUGACCCCCAGUAAGGCGAAACAGCUGUCCAUGGCUCCCACUGCCUGUGUGAUAUGGCUGUGGACAUGUGUAAGGUAAUGACCAGGCCGUGGGUUGGUGUAUGUUUGCCCCUUGCUUUAAUUUACUGGUAACUCAUUAUCCACCUUCCCUGCGCACGUCGUGGUAGAACUGCUGUGCGGUUCCCACAUGUGUUGUGUGGAGCUGGCGCUUGAUAGACUGCUUUGCACUCACCUCAACAGUAAGGGGUUUUUUGACGCAGGUUUUCCCCGUUCAUUAACUCAGUGCCUUUGCCACGCUGGUGAGCCCCAACAUGGGCGAAACAGCUGUCUGUGGCUGCCACUGCCCCUGUGAUAUGGCUGUGCCCAUGCGUGAGGUACUGGCUCGGCUGUGAGCUAGUGUGUGUGUGCCCCUUGCUUUAAGUUUGCAUUAUUUUCGAGGUAAUUUUCGCUAAUGCAAUCAAAUUAAGUUCAAGCUAUUUUUCAUCAAUUACUGUAUGUUAUGGCAUUUCUAUACAAAUUCAACAGCGCGCGUGUAUAGGUAGAAUCUUUUCUUGUUGGCACUUAGUGAUAGCUAUAACUAGUUAAAAUAAGAUUGUAAGCCACUGCAUUGUAGUGCUGCUAAAUACUCUUCUUGAGGCUUAUAGAUUGAAUAAGCUGGUAUGUCAGCUUGUAUCUUCAAUCAGUUGUUUUCACUAUAAAAAAUGUAGCACAAAAGUGGGUUGCUUCUUGAGCUUUUUUUUGGGUGUUUUUAGUUUGUGCUUCAUAAAGUUGAUACAGCCAUGUAAAAGUAACCUGAGAUCAGGCCCAAUUAUAGCAAGUUUCAUUCUCUCUUUUUACGUGCCGCACGUCAGGACAUUUACUUACCAAGCAAAAUGAAAAUAGAGCCUGAUCUCAGGUUACGCAAAAACUUAGGUGAGGUCAACUAUAAGGAAGGUUGCGAAGAGAAGAACGCAGAAAACGUUAGUUUGCCCAGCUGUAUAUCUUACUUAACGAUUACAAACAAAAAACACACCAAAAAACAACCUGCACUUUUUGUAUGAUAAUGAAAAUGAGUAACAAAAAAUAUCAUCUAGCUAGCUACAAUAUCCUGGACAAAAGUCCUUGGGACAGUACUGCAAUAUUCAUAUUUUUCUGUCAUUUCUCCAAUCGGUUCCCUCUUAAAACAGUGCAUCCUUUACGAAAUUCUCUUGUAGUUCUCCCUCCCCGCAGCAUCCCAUAUGCAUGCCCUCAUUCAUUUUGUAGUUAUUGAUUUUAUUACAUGUGUAUUAAUUUUUUUUGAAUGGUUGUAAGUCCCAUGAUGGGGCCACCAAGUUCAUGCAAAAACCCCAAAAUUCAUCCUUGUUCUCAAGGUUCUCGUCCUCUCUUUCUUCCCUCCUUCCUCCCCUCCCAAAAUCUGUGAGAUUUGCCAUAGAGUGGUGAAAGCAUCGCACUUGUCCUUUCUGAUUAUUUUUGGAAUUUGUGGAAUUUUUGCAAAAUUAUGUGCAUGCACAAUUUAGAAAGAAUAAGGUAUUGAUGUGUGUUGUAUUUAUUGAAACAUCUAUUUGGUCUAAUAAGAGCUGAGUAUACCAUAUUAUGCAUUUAUGCAGAGUUUUAUAUAGAGAAUAUUACACGGUGGCGAGAAGAUAUGAAUUUUAUGUUCGAGUGGCAAGAACAAUAUCUCACGAGUGAGCGCAGCGAACGAGUGAGAUAUUGCUCUUGCCACGAGAACAUAAAAUUCAUACUGAUGACGGCGUUUUUGAUGAUUUUCCGAAGAUUUCCGACCACCUUCCGAAGAUUUCCGAAGAUUUUUCAAAUUGUCCCGAAGACCAGACGAACGUUCCCGAACAUUUUCCGAGAAUUUCCGAAAAUAUCCGAAGAUGUCUGAAGAUUUCCGAAGAUUGCCGAGCACUUUCGAGGAAGACCCGAAGAUGUUUCGAUGAUACACCAACGAAUUUAAGUACAAUUUAAGAGACAAACCUGAUGACAUUGAAAUUAUCGAUAUCUUCACAUGUGAGAAUAUCAUAUCUUCACAUGUGAGGAUAUCGUAUCGUUUUUAUCAAUUUGUUACCACUCGGUAUACCACUGACUUUUAUGUAAUAAAACAACAUAUUAAAUGAAAGAAGAAAUUGUGAAGCAUUUAAUGUGUUGAGACAAGCAACUUAAAUUUGUUAUAAGUAUUGCUAAAGUUGCGUGUAUAUGUUGUGGUUCAAUUUUAUCCCUGGUUUAAAUUUUAUUCCCCAUUGUUUUAAGCUCAUUAUCAUACAUUACCAUACCCCAAAACAAAGGGAAAUAAAAUUUAAGCCACGGAUGAAAUUGAACCACAACAUAUAUACAUGUAAGUAUUAUAAUUAUUAGAUGAUUGUUCUACAAAUGAUGACUUUCUUGAAAAUAUUUUAUUCUUGGAGGUCAAAAUUUGUUGACGACAACAGCUCUGUUCAAUUUAGUACAUUUCACCAUUGGUUGUGCUUUGCAAACUAAUAAUACAUCAUAUGCCGUACAUGUACACUGUUACAUACCUCUCUAGGGCUCUUCUGUUAACUCCUGUUGUCAAAUUUUAAUACAAGUUUGAUUUAAAUUGAUUAAACAGGGGCUUUAAUAAGAGAAGCGACCAGUGCUCCAGCAUCACCUUACCAAUGGCCAGACAUUUAUGAUUCUGCAGGAACUUUUAACUUUGAACAAAAGGAAGUUACCCGAGGUAAGCCCAUUGAUUAUAUUAAGAAAUCUGUGCUCUUUCUUUGCCCUGAAUGCACUACAAAUUAAUGUUACUGGGAAACGAAACUUUUGUCUUCCAAUCAGAUGCUUUAGGUCAGGUCCAAAAUCCUUGACCAAAAUGCAUGUCUAGUCCAGGUGCCUUAUCCAAUCUGGGACUUUUUCCAUCGUGAUGUCACUUAUUCUACAAGGUUAUGGGCAUAACAGACUGUACUGCAAUGUUGAUUUCCUCUUUUUGUCAACUCAUUUAGGACCAAUCUGCUUGCGAAUCUUCAUGUCAACAUUCGUCCAAAUUACUUCUGUUUAAGGGAGCUUCCUAGGUUCAAGUUUGGUCAGUCACUCAGCAUACAUGUAAGGUGUCAUCCUUAAUUGGUGUACUGCCCCUUGUUGGUAAUGGUUGAACUAGCCAAAGCGAUAGCACCAUUUCCAGGCUUCUACAUGAAGCCCAGUUUGCAUCCAUAAUGCCACUUUGACACAGCACCAAGCCUGUGUGCUGCGCUUGUUGUGGUCAGUGUUUCAAGCCAUUUUUGGCCAUGGGUGGGGCUGUCAGACUCCAUGGUAUCGGUAUUAUCAUGCCUCUCCCUUUGGGCCUUUUCCCAGUGUUUUCUUGUUUAUCUCUUAGCAUGUGUAAUAUCAAAGUGCCUUUUUGUCAUCUGGGCUGAGCAGCCUUAUGCGAUAAUUUAAGUAUGGAACACAAGGCUGAAGAGCCUCUAGUUUAGUGUGUGGACCAUAUAGAUUGAGCUUUAUCAUAUUCAGGGUUUAUGGUGUAAAAACCACUAUUUUUAUAACAACUAUUGUAUCAUUAAACAUGAUUAAACAACCAUGACCUUCAAUAGCAAAUCAUUGCUCUGUCAUUCUUAAUCUCAUCACAAGAAAUUUGUAAUCAAGUGACCACGGCAUUGCUGUUUUUGCAUAAAUAAUUGCAUACUCAUGUUCUUUGUUUGAUAAAGCUGUGUCCAGAUUGAAGCCUAUUGUGUGCAUUACUGAUUGAAGAAAAGAAACAGUUGCACAUUAUAUAACAAACCUCUAUUUAAUAAGUCCUUUGUAACAAUAUGCUUCAUCUUAGCAAUAGUAUGCAAUGGAAAGAACCUUGAUAACCUCAUUAUAGCGAACAUAUUUGUUAACCAGCCUGCUGGCCCUUCAUUAUAUCAAGGUUCCACUGUGAUGUUUUUGUCAAGUCUAGAACGCCUACUCAUGCAUCGUUUUUAUCUUUUAUGUAUUUUUCAGAUAUUAAAACUGAAAAAGUACUUUUAUUCGGGCUUACAUGUGUAAGUUUUAGUAAUUAAUUGGUUUGUUUGAUUAAAUUUAGGUUCUCUUGUUAAGGACAUGCCUUUUACACUACGCACAAAGAUUGAAUGGAUGAUGAACAUCAAUAACCAAAAUGACCAUAACUGGAGGGGUCUGGCUGCAGCCAUGAGUUUGUCAGUUGAUGAGGUUCGACAAAUGGAAGAAGGAAAAAAUGGGAAAAUGAAAGGACUCUUUUAUAACAUGAUACACACCAAAAAAACCAUUAAAGAUUUGCUUGACUUGCUGAAACAUCCUGCUGUUCAGAGACUGGAUGUCAUAGAUGAAAUUGUAGAAGGUUGUGGUCUUCCAAAAGAAGUGUCAGAAAAUGAAAGCUCUGAACUCGAUGAAACAGGUUUGUUUGUUUGUUUGUUUGUCUUACGUACUAAAGCUGUUUAUGAGCUACUUUUUAUCUCAUGAAUGCCCGAAUUUUCACUGUGGUUGAGAUAUGCAAAUGAGUCACUCACAUAGGGCUCGCUCUGAAGUUGACCAAUAUGAAAACGACAUAUUGUCGAGAGAGGGAGACAUAAUUAUUGUGGAGAGGGAGGGAAUUCAAGAAUGAGGAGGGAAAAUAAUAACAUGGUGGAAGAGGGAAUAAAAACAUUGAGGAGGGAAAAUGAUAAAAUUGUGGAGGAGGGAAAAAAAAUUUGAGGAGGGAAAUUAAUGAAUUGUGGAGGAGGAGGAAAAUGAAAAGGGAGAUGGGUAGGUAACGAAUUGUCUUUCGUGCUAAAAAGAGCUAGUUUGCCUUUGCGCUCAUUAAUAUGCACGGUUUGCGCGCCAAAAAUCAGUGAACCGGAACUAGGACAAUCACAGCAGCAGGAAGUAGGACUUGCAUAAUUACGUUGCGUCUCAGUGAUUUUAAGUCACAGACAAGUUUGACUUUACGCCUCAAACACUAUGAAUUAACCAAUGAAACCGUUUCUUAUUUUCUAGCUAACCAAUCGAAAACGAAGACGUUUAUCGACCUUAAAGCAACUGGAAAACCUAAAACAACUAAAAAUAGCACGACCUUAUCUUUACAAGGUUCCUGCGCAUUUUAUUCAUGAGAUAAAGACAAAAGGUUAUGACGUCAUUGGCGUUAAUUUAUUCCACUUCAAACUAAUGAGAUUCCACUUUAAAAACCAGGAGUAACCGGUGCGCCCUAUACUACUGGUCAAAGAUUGUUCGAAAAAUGGGGCCAGUAGAAGAGCGAGAAGGGGGUCUCGUUCCAUUUUUUGCGCGGCCAAAACCGAUCCUUUCCCUCGUUGUUCCUCGGUCUUUCUUUGCUCCGAAACCACGCGGAAACGCUUGCCACGCAGGCUACAAUCAGGACAAAAGUAGUUGACACACUUGUUUAAAACGGGUGCUUUUAUCAAACAUUUAAUUCAUUUAUUACUUCAUUCCUUUCAAACGCCGUAAAUCCCCUCACCCCCCAAAUCAAUGUUGUCUGAAGUAAAGAAAGACUUGAGGGUGCAAAAAUACAACAUUGAUUUUGGGGGGAAGGGGUUGGGGUAGACAGGGGAAGAGGAUAGGUAUGUCCACUAUGCAAAAACGGGCCAUUUUACGGAAGUGUCUCAACACUUUUUUCCCUCAUUGUAGCUCAUAUUCAAUAACCCUCAUUUUGGCCUGCGCCUUUCCACUUGUUUACUUAAACUUAGCAUGUAUCUCGAAUAGCUCUCGGUAGUCUUUCCGCUUGAAGUAAAUUGCAUCCUUUCAUAGCCGGUAAUCUUGGAAACUUAUCAAGGCGUUGAAGUGUAUACUAUAUACGUAGCCUUCAGUAUCUUCCAUUAGUAGUGUAUAUAAAAAUGAAGCACAAAAGUCGGUUGCUUCUCGAGUAGGUCUAGUGGCCUGGGUAACAUGUAGUUAGUGGCUUUUUUUAAUUUAGAAAAUGAAAUUGUGAAUACUCGAAGCGUGUGUUGACAGGCACAUCAUCAUUUCAACAGAGAACAAAUGUUUCAUUUUACUUCAUGAAUUCUUUUCUUAAAACAAUACUUUCACGAGUUUCCCAGGUUUUACUUUGAUUUGUGUACGUAUAACAUUUCCACAAACUUUUUACUUGCCUUUGAAUGGGAGCAAUUGUCAUAGUGACAAAUAUGAUUGAUGGAUCCUAAAAUAAUUGAUAUCUUGCCAGACCUUUUUGUAUGCCUAGUAGAGACAAGCAAGUCAACAGUAAGCAGCAUAGCAAUGCAUGAAAAGCGCAAUGUUGCUUUGCUAAGGUGGCUUGAUCCGUUUUUUUUAGUGAUAAUACCUAUAACUCUCUCAAACAUGAACUGGAAAGAUGCCUUAAACGAAACAGGAAAUCUAACUGUACCUACAGUACCUGUAGGGCAUAAAUAAGAGUUUCAGAACAGUCAUUCUUUAUCGGCUAUCACCUGUUGAACCUGCUUAUAGGACUUGAAGUUCAUAUAGUUUUCUUGAGUUGAACCAGUUUUAAGCAAUUUUGUUGUAGCAUUUCCGAGAAGUCUGAAAUUUAUGGCUGCUGCAGAAAAAGAAUCAUAAACCACGGGUUUUGCGUUCAAGAAACUCUGUCCUUAGGAAGUAAACUUUUUCAAAUUGUUCGUAGAGUUUUCAGUGAUAAUAAUAAUGAAUAAUAAUAAUAAUGAUAAUUAUUAUUAUUAUUAUUAAUUAUUAUAAUUAAUAAUAGUAAUAAUAAUAUUAAUAUAAUAAUAAUAAUAAUAAUAAUAAUAAUAAUUAUUAUUAUUAUUAUCAUAUUAACGUAGCGCUGUACAAUUUCUACCAUAAAGUAACUAAAGGAUAUGGUUAUAGAUAUAUGAAAUAAAUGUGUGAAGAUUUCAUAUUUACUAAUGUGAUAUAGGAAAUCUCUGAGCUCUGAGGCCUUCUUAAAAGUAAUGGUUGAGUGCGCAGCACGAAGUUAUUACUUUUAAGAGUGCUGAGGUGCGAGGGCACUAUCCGAUUUAAUGCACCUUUCCAUUGUUUUAGAAUUAGCACGUCAUUAUUGUGGCCAUCGAAGUGAAACAGUACGUUAUUAUUGGUAAUAAUGACUUCCCGUUCCACCUCACUGAUCUGCUCUUCCAUUUAUUGAAAAUUAUAAUAUAUGUUCAGACACAAUGGAAAGUUGCAUUAAAUCUAUGUAUUUAGUAAAUAAGUAAGAAGACAAACAAAAAGGAAUGGCUAAAUAAAAGAGUUUCCACUCUGCUCUUAAAAGUACUAUAUUAAAACAUGCGUAGGUUAUUAUAAUGUGAUCAUGCAAUUACUGAAAAAAGCACGCUUUCCAUGGGAUUCAAGAUUGUACUUCAGGACCACUAUCAGUUCUUUAUUAGCAGAGAGUAGCUUUCUGUUGGUCCCCUCCCCAUAAAGCAUAAAGUAUCCGUAAAAUGUUUAGGUUGAAGUUCAUACAAAAGGUUUGAAUGCCGAAAUUAAAAUCAGUUAGAGAAAACCCGCCAGCAACAAAUUAAUCCAAAUCUUGGCUCGUAUCAACAAGAGCUGAGUUACAGUGUACUUGACUUAAAUUCAGUAUGUUGCACACCAAAAUGUCUUUCAAAUUACCUGAAAAUUAGAGGUCAUAUAAAUUACAACAUAAACUAAGGUCAGCGGUGUUUCACGGUAAUCCAUCAGGGGGGAAUGUGAAAAUGGUAAUGGUAUCACCGUGUUGCCAUGGAUAUGCCAAUCUCAAAAAUGCUGACUUUUUUAACACUCUAAUUUAUACCCUAAAAGUAGGUACAGUUAGAUUCCCCACUUUGUAAUCUUAUUCCAGAAUGCAAUCAGUCGAACGCGCUCUUAUAUCUAAGGGCGUGUUCGAUUGACCGCCGCAUUCCGGAAUACCAAUAAGUGGAAUAAACUCUCGGCGUUCAUUGCAUUGGAAUUUCUAGAAAUCUGCUUGAAACAAAUAUUCCGCCCUAUGUAGUGUUUAAUUGGCCAAAUUACGGCACAAGAGAUUUGCCAAAAAAAUCUCUGCAUAUUCUUAUUCUGGAAAACGAUCAAUCGAAAGCACUCUAAAUUGAUCUGAAGAAUCAUCCCUAUCUUUGUCUCUCUAUUUCUCGGGAUACGACCAGCUAUUCAUUCAGCAUGGAAAACAUUUGACCACUUCAUCCCAAUACACGUCUAUUAUAGGCGUCUUGUUGCUUGUACAUAUAUUCUCAGUUGUCUUAUUAAUUUGUGCUAAAGGAUAGUAAUGUCAGUGUCUUAUAAAUCAACAAAAACGUGAAAACUCCGUAAAUAAUUUGACACACCAAAUUUCGUUAUAAUGUAAUAACAAUCUUCACCAAUUUCCAGUAUCAAUCGAUAAAAUCUCUUGAUCGAUACCCAUUUUAUCGAUUGAUUAUGUUGGGGGUUUUGAUGCAUGCAAAACUGUAACAUCAUCAUGAACAAUAGGCUCCCAUGGUCUAGAAUCGAGACGGAUGGUUGAUGUCGUUGCCAGGUAGCCGGGGAUUAUGAAGCUGCUUCUUUUAUACAGCCAGUCCCAUAAUCUAGCCAUAAAAAAAAAAAAAAUUAUACCAGACCAGUUUCCAGGCACAACAAAUAUCUUGCUGAAUUCUUGCUCAUGCGUUGUUCAAAUUGUGACGCUUGUGCCAGGGUCAGUGAUAAUUGUUUGGCUCAGUGUCGCUCGUUUGUCAGGCCAGAAUCGCGUAUUUGUCUUGCCCGGAAUUUUUAUGCGGAAUUAGUAAGGCAAAAAGGAGGAAAGAAAGCAGUAGAUUAAAGGUAAAUGAGCUGUAUCCGCCGGGACUACGAACUGCCGACCGGGUAUAAAAUGCCCUGUGUAUAAAACACGGACUAGAAGCUGCGCUCUGUUCGACUUUUUUGUUUUGCUGUCCAAUUUUAUCAAUUUGUCAAAUUGUACUUCCCUUUAGAUCCAGAGCUGAAAAGAAAGCUUCAAUUUGAUGGAUGCUUCUUGCAUCCUGAGAAGUAUGAUCCGGUGAAGUUCCUAGGAUCUGGAGGAUUUGCUAAGGUACUUUAGGUUUACUAACUGAAAUAUUUUGUGCCUAUCGGUAGUAGCUCAUCAUCUGACCCAUGUGCACCCAAACUAAACUCUACAAAGGUACGUACAUGUACAGUAGAGUGAGUGAUCUGAGGAGGGCCACAGGACUGUUGUAGGAACUUAGUGCUUUAGGAAAUUUGCUGGGCGGCCAACAAGUGGACAAGCAAAAAGUUAUCUUGUCAACUUAUCCCAGCUGUGAAGUUGACUCACGAGAUUUACAACGUCCAUGAUUGUUAAGUACUGUGAAAAAAACGAGCAGAAGCGUAUUAUCAGGUAUAAAAGCUUUAGACGGAGCCGAGAGUUUUUAAACCUGAUAAUACACGAGUGUGAGUUUUUUGAACGGCUUCAAAAUCUCUGAUAAAGAUCAACUCAUUUUUGCACUAAUAUUUAGACUUGGGGUUAUUUUCCUUUAAAAAUGGGACGUAAAGUUUAGUGGUGUCUCUAUUAGAUAUAAAGACACUCAUUAAACAUUAAUUUCUUUUUUUUUUUAUGAAUUAUUAAUGAGUUUUGAAUAAAGUUACUGUUUCAUCUACAAUGAAUUUAAUUUAAGGUGUUUCGAUACACGAUUUUUUUCACUCGCCUUAAGAUCGCUAUAAAAUGUUCACCACUAACUGACACUGGAUUGAAGUAUGUCAAAAUGUAGUUUUAAGUAAAAUCGAUAUCAAUAAACAAAAAAUUGAAAGCCGAAUUUUGCGCAAUCUAGACCUGCAACUGAAAAUCCGACAGCAGGAACUUGAAGUGUGGUGUUUAGCAAAUAACCUCCUAGCUUACAUUAUUUAUCAAAAUAUUCAGUCCCAUAAAAAAAAAACGUAUGCACAUUUCAUUCGACAAGAACUCGAACACAGAAUUUUAUACAGAUGAUAUACUGAGCAGUUUAAACUCCAUUUUACAGAUAUGCACAAGAGUAAAAUAGAAUACUAAGAGGUAUGAUAAUUAAAGGGAAUAAAAUGUCAUUUUAACAAACUUUACCCGUUUCAAGCUUAAAAUGUCUACUUCCUCUUUUGGCUUCGUCGCUUUUUUCCUUUCUUCUGUUAAGUACGAUCAACUUUUCCCACAUUUUCGGUGUUUGCAACAGAUAUCCCUUUGGCUUACUGGUAAAGUUUAAGCUUUGGAAUCUUACUAUUUUUGAGAUUUCUAUCGUUUUCCAACGACUCAGCGGCAAAUUAACUCUGUUUGUUUUUGUUUUUGCAAAGAAGUUGACCCGCAUUAGGCUUGCAAUCGUGCUCGUCCCAGGGCCGUCGGGGAAUACGAAACUUGCCCACGACUAUUGAAAAUAUAAGGUUUGAAAUAUAUUUACGUGUUAUUUUGACAAACUUCAGUCCAGGGCGGAUAAAGGUUGGGCGGUGAAACGAGCGCGUCCGAGCAAAAAGGUGUGAUGCAGUGGACUGGGACUCUGCUUAGAAAUGUCGCUUGUUUUCGACUUCGGUCAGGGCUUGCGAUAUGAUGUGGUUUGUACAUUAGACACUGCCGCUGUCACUGAAUUAUUGUGGCUUGAAUUGUUUUCUUGCACUUCUUCCUCGUUCCUUUGUGCUGGUACGCUGUCUCCGAGAGGCAAAUGUUGCUAUUGUUGCGGGAGGUUUAGUUGGAGUAGACAAACAUCUCUUUCAAAGGGUUUCUCUUAUUACUUCCAUGACUCUACCGCUGAAUUAUAUUUUCGUUCUGCUACUCGCCAAUGUCGAUGCUAUUCCAAAACAAAAACAACUAAGUACUGUCUAAAACACGACGGAAAAUCUCAUCCAUGUCAUCCAUGGCAAAACUAAAAGAUAGCAGAUCGUGUUUCAUAACUAGAUGAUUUGUAUUUUAUAAAUGCGUGCAGCUUGUGCAAGGUGAAAUUAUGCUAAUUUCAAUCACCAUCAUCCUCGAAAACAUCUCAGACGUCUUUUUGUUUCUACGAAACUUCAAAAUUAGUUUUCCCUCAGUUUUUUCUGUUUACCUUGUUUUGUUUUAGAGAGAAAAACGGAGAAAAAACCUUACAACUAACCUCAAUAAAUUUUGUUUACAUGCGGUUGCCGGAUUUACAACGCAUGGUGCGAAUCGCCAUGGCGCUUUGCACCCGAGCACCAAAGUUUGAAGAAGUACAACGCCACUAUAUCAAUAUAUAUCAAUCUAAUUUUUUGUUAUGUUAUACAAAAUUUAUCCUCCUUUAACAUAUGUAAAAAUUGAGGUUAAGAAGUGUUAAGCUUUUGCAAACGAAACGGCGGAAGACGAUUAGGUGAUAUUUAGUGGAAGGAGGAGGUAUUCGACACUUUCAAAUUAAACUCAAAUUUUGGCAUUAUACGACCAACAAGUUUGACUUGUAGACGUACAGACACAAACAUAUGAAACUGUUUAUUAAUAUUGUUAUGAAACGAAUUAUCUAUUUAACACUGUAGCAUGAAAUUACAGAAAGAAAAUAGGAUUUCCGGUUUGCAAAAAGGAAAAUUUCGCCGGCAUUGAAGCGCACCGGAAGCGCGGAAAGAGCGCUCGUGCCAGUCCUACUUCGCAUCACAUGCACAUUAAAUGAAGAGCGGAGCGCUCGUUUCACCGCCCAACCUUUAUCCGCCCUGCUUCAGUCCAAUGUCAAUCAGUGGUGAAAAUUUCAUAGCGAUCGGACAAGGAUAAAAUCACUUUUAAGGCGAUUAAAAAAUAAGGUUAUGGUCACCGAAAAACUGCGUCGAAACACCUUAAUUUAACACAUCAUUCCAAGGUUGUCGUUUUUAAGUUACCAAUGAAUUGAAAGGGGCUAAGUAUGCAAAAAAUCUAAGUUAUAUGCACAAAGAUAGAAAUAUCUGCAAGGAAGAGUUUAGCUGGAAAAUUUUAAAUCGACGUCUUCUUGAAGAAGUUCUGUUCCCAGGCCCAGAACAGGUAAUUCAAGGCCAUGUCACUUGUCAGAAUUGACCUUAACAGGGCCUCGAUAUCACAUGGCGACGCAGAGAUAUGAAAUAUGUCUCUUCCAGAUUUGAAAAAUAUUUUACAAGUGAGCACAGUGAACAAGUUAGUUAUUAAUAUUUUUCAGCACGUGGAGAGAAAUAAUUUUUUGUAUCUCCAAGAGGCCAUGUAUUGUUGUAUUUUUUAUAUAAACACCAAUGAAAUACCAAACUACUUCACUUUACAGUAGAACCUCGAUAUAACGAACUGCCAAGGGACUGGCAAAAUAUGUUCCCUAUAACGAGGUUUCGUUAUAUCGAGGUUCUUUUUCAUAUAUUUGACUAUUACUGAUCAUGAUUACUGGGAUGAAGAAUAUCAUUCGUUAUACCAAGGACUUCGUUAUACAGAGGUUCGUUAUAUCGAGGUUCCACUGUCAUAUUUUUUGCUUCGAAAGGUGCAAUUUAUUUUUUAGCCAUUGCAACGGUGAUCUUUGUGCACAUGUGAAGAUAACAUGUUAUAAUAUUUUUACAUGUGAAGAUAUCAUGUUUUUGUGUGAAAGCUCACCUGGCAUUUCAUUGGUGUAUUUAAAUAAAAUGAUAUUUUUUUUUUAGUCUUUUUUUUUUUCUGAAACACUGAAAUAUUUCGGGCCAAAGUGGUGGCUCACUUCCAUGAUCAGAAUACCCCAGGGAAACUUUUAGACUUUCACCUAAUCAGCCCUUGAUUUAUUUCUUAUUUGACAAGUCUAGGAAUUUACUUAGUCUCCAAUUUACAAUGCAUCAUAGAUUAACAAAACAACUUAAAGUUUUAAUUUAGAGGCUCUGUAAGGCCCCGAACUAGGAACUAGGCUAGUUUUCAUUAGUUAUGAAAUUUCAUAAGGAUUAUGCGAUCCAGUGCAAUUUUGGAUCAUAAUUAGUAGGGGGAGGGAUGUCUACAGGAACACUUCCAGGAAAAAUUAAUGUGAUUCUUCAUUUGAAGUCUCUGGACACAGUUAAGUACAAUGAAAAUUUCACUUCUGAUUAACAAUAUUUGUGAAGUUCCCUUAAAGUUAAAGUUUGGUUAACUCUUAGAAUUUUAAGGGAAAACUGAGGCUUGAUAUUCUCAUAACAGGUCUAUCUUGUGAUUGAAAAACGAACAGGCAGGAAAAUGGCUUCUAAAAUGUUUGAUCUGGGGGCAAAUACAAGUAACACACAACAGGUAAAAAGUUAUAACUACAAUUUGUAG
Porites evermanni is the source of this 17783-nucleotide messenger RNA. The record is from the annotation of a GenBank genome assembly. NCBI's taxonomy places the organism in Eukaryota, Metazoa, Cnidaria, Anthozoa, Scleractinia, Poritidae.